Molecule: messenger RNA, 897 nt
Organism: Stegastes partitus (bicolor damselfish)
Lineage: Eukaryota; Metazoa; Chordata; Actinopteri; Pomacentridae
Product: tumor protein D53 homolog
Exons: 9
Coding region: 115-897 (260 amino acids)
Biological process (GO): positive regulation of MAP kinase activity; positive regulation of apoptotic signaling pathway
Cellular component (GO): cytoplasm
Source: RefSeq, a predicted model, not a curated record
GGAGCGCGUGACCUGCGGAGAGGAGAGGAGCGGAGGGCUGCGCGUGCCGCCCGGUUCCUCAGAGCGUGUGUCGGUGUCGGUGUCGGUGUCGGUGUGUGUCCGCCCAGCGAGCCGAUGGAGAGCAGACAGACAGAGCUGUACUCCAGCGUCCUGAGCGGCGCCGUGGUGGACUGGGCCGGCCCCGGAGAGGAAUGGGUCCGCUCGGCCACGCCGGAGGCAGCGCCGGGUGUGAAUCAGGGCCUGUUUUACCCGCCGGCCGAGGAGUCGGUCCGGAGGAGCUCGUACGGGGAACACUCGGCCCCGUCGGUCCAAAAUGGGGAAAUCGCGACACAGUGGGGUAGAACGUCACCGCCGGGGCAGGAUCGGUGGGGCAACACCUCCUCAUCGGUGUCCCACUCCGACAGCUGGGUCAUGUCCACCACGUGGGACAUGCAGCUGGACAGCUCAGAGCGAGGACACCUGACUGCAGGUUUUCUGGACUCGGAGCCGCUGCAGGAGGCCGAUGAAGACCUGGUGUCGGAGGUCAACCUCAGCACUCCCAUGAUGACGGAGGAGGAGCGGGAGGAGAUCCAGCAGGAGCUGGCCAAACUGGAGGAGGAGAUCAACACGCUGAAGCAGGUCCUGACGUCCAAGGAGAGGCAGCACGCCGAGCUCAAGCAGAAGCUGGGCCUCGGACCGCUCAGCGAGUUCAGAACCAACUUCAGCCGAGGCUGGCACGACAUGCAGACGUCCACGGCCUACAAGAAGACGUCGGAGACGCUGUCCACGGCCGGACAGAAGACCUCGGCAGCCUUCAGCAACCUCGGCAGCGCCAUCACCAGGAAGUUUGGAGACAUGAGGUCCAACUCCAUCGGCUACUCUAUCAGGCACUCCAUGAGCAUGCCCACCAUGAGGUAA